AAUCACUAGAGCUGUAAUUUGCCGAUCGUCGCCAACGACGAGUGUAGCAAUGGUAGUUUGACGUAUCAAAAGUGUGGUGAUUCAUGUAGAAGAGGUAUAGAAAUUUUCUGCCCUGUGCAAAGUACCUUUUCUCUCAGUUUUUCUCCUGAUUUCGUGUUUUAUAUGUGCACCGAAGGCAGGAUGACUUCGUCACACUGGGAGGAUUUCUAUGCAAAUCACCUGCCACCCACCGACUUUGAGGACAAUCGCUCCCUUCUGAAGGAGUUCUGUGAGCGGCACAACAAGCUCAAGAGCCACAUCGUUUUAGUCACGUCGGGAGGCACUACGGUGCCGCUGGAGCACAACACAGUGCGCUUUGUGGACAAUUUCAGCGCUGGCACGAGAGGAUCGGCAUCGGCUGAGUACUUUCUUGAUCACGGAUAUGCCGUGAUCUUUAUGCACAGGGUCAAAUCCCUGGAGCCCUUCACGCGACACUUUAGCGGACAGCAGUUCCUGGACAUGCUAGACCUCCACGAAAACGGGCCAAGUACAACAAUUGCAGUUAAGCCCCACUCUGUGGACGUGCUGGCGCCAAUAUUGGCCAAGUACAAGUCAGCCCAGGAGAGUCGACGCAUCCUGUACGUGAGCUUUACCACCGUGGUGGACUACAUGUGGCUCCUGCGAGCGGCAUGUGAGAACUUAGCUGCCUUCGAGCAACGCGCCCUGUUCUACCUGGCCGCUGCCGUUUCGGACUUCUACGUACCUUCGGACAUGAUGCCAACCCACAAGAUGACUUCCGGCGAGGCGCCCACCAUCUCGCUGCAGCUCGUGCCAAAGAUGCUGGCGCCCCUCGUCGCACUGUGGGUGCCGCACGCCUUCGUCAUAUCAUUCAAGCUGGAGACGGACGAGAGUCUCCUCAUAGCCAAAUCCCGCGAGAGUCUCACCAAGUACAAGCACAAGCUCGUGAUCGCCAACAUACUCCAGACGCGAAAGCAUCGAGUGGUCUUCGUCACGCCGGACACAUCAUAUGAAGUGCAUCUGACACGCGAACAGGCACUCUCGGGCCUCGAAAUUGAGGAGCCCAUCGUGGCGGAUAUCGUGUGCAAGCAUGAGGAGUUCAUCGGCCAGCAGACUUCCACUCAAUGACCAACACGUCAACGAAAACAUAUCUCACAUGAUUGCUCCGUGACGAUGCCGCAUUUUUGUCACAUUGUUAAUUCCGGAGUCCCCCGGAGGCAUUAGAGACUUAGACCUGGAUGGGUAACUGUUCGUAGAACCAAUAAGUUUUCGUGGUGCUAGAUUUUUUACAAGAAAAAAAUCUUUCUUUUACCCGCUUUACAAAUCCAUGAAGAUAUGAGCUGAUUUUUUAUCAUAUUAUAUGCGUAUUUAUUUUGAACGAGAAGAGGUUGAUUUGAUUUUUAUAAAUCCUUUUAGAUAAACAUUUUAUACACACCAAUGAACAAUGUAAAAUCUUUCAUUUACUAGAGCCACCUUUUGUAUGACGAUGAUAUAGAGUUUUUAACAUGCAGUAGAAGUGAAACGAUAUAAUGUUUCUUCUACCCAACAAUCCAAGACUUUCGAGAGAGGGUGAAAAAAUUCCAAGAUUCAUCUAUCAAAAUAUAUAGAUUUAUGUAGAAUAUUUGUAACGCGUUGAGAUGGUCUGUUUUCAUUUUUUGUCGGAACUAAUAGCGUGCCUGUAACACCUCGUGAAAACAAGAACAAAUAUACCGAAGAAAGAGGAAAUAUAUAUGAUUCCCACAAACAUAUUAUAAUUAACUUAAUGCACCAAGAACAGACUGUAUAUUGAGAUGUAAAACCGUUUAUUGUAAUGAAUAGUAUUUCUUCAAUCUACAACAAUAUAUUGUCUGACUUUCUUGGCAAAGAGGACACGUAGAUUGGGCAAACGAUUGUAGUUCAUUACUCACAAAUAAUAAAUAGAACUGGUAUGAAUUCUUGUAUAAUAUUGAAAGUAAGAAAUCAUGCCACACAUAUGCAUUCAUUCUGUACUUUGCAGUUUAUGAACAGAAAAAAAAUCUCAGAUGUACGAGAUAUUGAGUCUUAUAACAGCAAUCUUAUAACCAAUGAAAAUCCGCAAAUGUAGAAAAGAAAAUUGUGUAGAGCAGACAAACUGAGAGUGAAAUGCUCAGAAAUUUUGAAUUUAUUAUUGUAAAGAUGUGUUUACAUGUUCGUAUGGCUUUUAAAAUGUCAAAAGAAUAAAAUCAUGUGAUAGAUGGAUUAAUGUUGGGCAUUGCAGACAUGUUGGUUGGACCAAAUUGUUAAAGUGUAGCAUUACUACCAUGGUAAUCUAUAGAGUGUAAGUUGCAAAACUAUAUUGAAAGCUUUUUGGGAAAGGGAUUCGUAGUAAAAA
Molecule: messenger RNA, 2347 nt
Organism: Phlebotomus argentipes
Lineage: Eukaryota; Metazoa; Arthropoda; Insecta; Diptera; Psychodidae
Gene: Ppcs
Product: phosphopantothenate--cysteine ligase
Exons: 3
Coding region: 163-1125 (320 amino acids)
Biological process (GO): coenzyme A biosynthetic process
Cellular component (GO): cytoplasm; nucleus
Molecular function (GO): phosphopantothenate--cysteine ligase activity
Source: RefSeq, a predicted model, not a curated record